AGGGCGGAAUGGUUUUCCCGUAUUAACCGCAAGGAUGUGGACCGCUGUGCGAACCAUUACAGAGUCUGCGGGAAGCAUUUCAUUUCAGGUCGUCCAGCAUACCUAAUGGUUGAGUCCAAUCCGGACUGGGCGCCCUCCCUUCAUCUUGGGCACGGGAGAGAAAUGAGCGGCAACGCCUCAUCAUCUCGGUACACGAGGAAAAGGCGCCGAGCAGAGCGAUCGGGAAGUCCCCUAAAGCAACUGCAUGAGAAUGCACACGAAGGAAGCAGUGCAGUGCCGGAUUCAUCAGUGACCUCCGAAGACGAUCAACCGCUUUUUGAUGAUGAUCCUGAUAUCCAGGAGACUCCUGAUCAAGAAUGCACUCAUGGAGGGAAGGCUGACUUUUCACAUGUUACUGAAUUGACUAUGGAGCAAAUUGAGCAUCUUGAGAACGAGAAUCGGCACCUGCUCUCAGAGGUCGGGGAAGUGCGAAACAAACUGAACAAGCAAAUGCUCACUGAAGAUUGUCUGAGAGAAAACGAAGACAUGUUGCAGUUUUACACAGGACUGUCAAAUUUUAGUCUUUUGAUGGCCCUUCUUGAAGUGCUGAAAGAAGGAAUGGCACGCACAAACCGAAACAGUCUAACCCUCUUCCAGGAGAUGCUCAUAUUCCUCAUCCGCCUUCGCUUGAAUGUGCCAUUGCAGGACUUGGCAUACAGGUUCAACGUAUCCCAGUCAACUGCGUCUACUGUUGUCAACACGUGGAUUGAUGUGGCCUUUGUCCGCCUCUCCCGUGCUGUGAAGUGGCCAGAAUCUGAAGAGUUGCAGCGAACAAUGCCUAUGGCAUUUCGGCAUGCUUCGGAACACGACUAACUAUAAUACUUGACUGUUUUGAGUUAUUUAUAGAGCGACCUUCGUCUUUCCUGCCUAGAUCGCACACAUGGUCGAACUAUAAACAUCACAAUACAGUCAAGUAUCUAAUCGGCAUUGCUCCACAGGGUGUUAUUACAUUUAUUUCUCGUGGGUGGG
Dermacentor silvarum is the source of this 1008-nucleotide messenger RNA. RefSeq lists its product as uncharacterized. The record is from RefSeq and is a predicted model, not a curated record. The transcript has 5 exons. Bases 106 to 852 code for a protein of 248 amino acids. Lineage: Eukaryota; Metazoa; Arthropoda; Arachnida; Ixodida; Ixodidae.